Messenger RNA from Andrographis paniculata, 874 nucleotides. RefSeq lists its product as uncharacterized. The record is from RefSeq and is a predicted model, not a curated record. Lineage: Eukaryota; Viridiplantae; Streptophyta; Magnoliopsida; Lamiales; Acanthaceae. Bases 239 to 658 code for a protein of 139 amino acids. The transcript has 2 exons. Gene Ontology annotation, molecular function: carbon-sulfur lyase activity.
ACCCUAUAAUCAAAGUUGGCAAUUUUACAGUUCUGCUUGGUGUCACUGAUACUUUUCCGUGCGUGAACCCCUAAUUUCUUCGCUGUAAGUAUCAUCGACGAUACUUUUCCGUCGAGUCUUGCCGCCGCCGUCCUAUCUCCAUAUCUUCGACCUUUGAAUUCCAAUCAGGAUCGAACAUGCUACUUUCCACGGCGUUCUAAACAUUCUCUACCCGAUCACGCAGCUACACAUCUUUCGAAUGGACUCUAAGGCUAUUCUCCACAGCGGCGGAUGCCACUGCAGACGUAUAAAAUGGAAAGUCCGUGCCCCACCAAGCAUUGUUGUCUGGAAAUGCAACUGCUCCAACUGCUCGAUGAGGGGCAACACUCACUUCGUCGUCCCUUCCCAAGAUUUCCAGCUCGAUGAAGAGUCGAAAGAGUUCUUGACAACGUACACGUUUGGCACGCACACGGCGAAGCACACGUUCUGCAAGGUUUGCGGCAUAACUUCAUUCUACUUCCCAAGAUCGAACCCGGAUGGCGUUGGGGUCACAGUCGGGUGUGUGGAUCACGGAACGCUGAAGCAUGUUGAGGUUAGGGACUUCGACGGGGAGAAUUGGGAGAGCUCGUACGAGCAGUCGGGAAUUUCGACGUUUUCGAAGAAAGUUUUGGAGGAGUGAUUGUCAUCCGUUGAUGCUUCUUUGUAUCAUCGAAUCAUCUCAGAAGCUUUCUGUGUUGUUUUUAUAUAUAUAUAUAGAGAGAGAUAUAGUUUUGUGAUGAAUAAAGAGGAUUGAUUUUGUACUUAGAAGCUUUUCUUAUGAGGGGUUUGUACUGAUAAAUUUAAAAAUACGUUACUAUUCUAGGUUUGUUGAUUGAUUUGGAUUUUCUUCUCUUCA